Molecule: messenger RNA, 624 nt
Organism: Diaporthe amygdali
Lineage: Eukaryota; Fungi; Ascomycota; Sordariomycetes; Diaporthales; Diaporthaceae
Product: Isochorismatase hydrolase
Exons: 1
Coding region: 1-624 (207 amino acids)
Source: RefSeq, a predicted model, not a curated record
AUGACCGAAGUACUCAAAUCCCACCCGGCGCUCCUUAUCAUUGACAUGCAAAACGGGUUCUGUCACCAAGAGGGUUGCUUCGGCAAGCUCGGGAUGCCCGUCUCCAACCACCUCGCCAUCGUCGCAACCAUCAACAAGCUCCGCGCGGCAAGCCACGCCGCCAAGAUCCCCAUCAUCUUCACCCGCCUUUGCUACAAUGAAGACUACUCAGACGCCGGCGUGCAGAUGGAAGAACUGCCUCAGAUCAAGGAACUGCGGGGUUUCAUCCGGGGUACCUGGGAUGCGGACGUUCUUAACGAGCUCGCCCCGGAUACGACUCGAGGCGAAAUCGUAAUCAACAAGACGCGCAAUUCUGCCUUUUUCAACACGGAUCUCGAAGAUCUGUUACGUAGUCGCGGUGUCAACCAGCUCUUGUGCACGGGUGUCGGCAGUAACGUCUGCGUCGAAUCGACAGUGCGGGACGGCGUGGCGCGGGACUAUUACUGCAAGACACUCAGCGAUGCUACGGCCACUCUGACAAUGGAGGACCAUAAUGCUUGUAUGAAGACUCUGGUAUGGUUUGGGGGGGUUGCCUCGGCAGAUGACGUUCUUUGGGCUCUGAACCAGAGGCAAGAGAACGCGUGA